CCCCCCGCCGCCACCGGAAGGGCCGGGACCGGCCCCAGUGCCUCGCCGCAGCCACCAGCAUGAGGAGCUGGCCCUGGGAGUUUGCACUAGGAAGGACCGAGGUCACUGGAACGGGGGAGCACCGGGAACAGUACUGUGGGCACUGGGAACUGGUAUCAGGAGCACUGGGGAGCACCAGUACUGGGGGAACUGUGACCAUUUGGAACUGCGAGACGGUGCUGUGCAGUGCCCGGGCCUCAGUGCUGCUCUACGAUGACACCCACAAGCAGUGGGUGGCAGCUGGGGGGGGUCCGCAGACCCUCAGCUGCGUCCAGCUCUACCACCACCCUGGCACCAACGCCUUCCGCCUGGUGGGACGCAAGAUGCAGCCCGACCAGCAGGUGGUGCUGAACUGCCCACUGGGGAGGGGGCUGCGCUACAGCCAGGCCACCCCCCAGUUUCACCAGUGGCGUGAGGCCCGGCGGGUCUGGGGGCUCAGCUUCGGCGCCCCCCGUGAGGCCGCCCUCUUCGCUGCCGCUGUCCUGCGGGCCCUGCGGGCGCUGGAGGAGGGGCACCCCCCCUGUCCUGGCCAGACCCUGACGGUUCAGCUUCAGAGGAGCCCCGAGCAGCAGGAGAGGCAUGUGCUGGAGGACCCCGAGCGCCGUGUGGCACCUGCAGCUGCCAUCGCGGGAGCUAAACUCAGGAAAGUCAGCAAGGAUGAGGCACCGGGUGCGGGAGCUCCCCCUGCGCCCCCCAAGGGCGAUGGUGCCCGGGGAGGGGGCGGGGGGGGGCUGAUGGAGGAGAUGAGCGCCAUGCUGGCCCGACGGACGAGGUGGAGCCGGGCACUAGGACCCCGGGGCAGCCCCGCGGGGGCACCCCUAGGGGAAGGGGAGGGGGGGUGGGGGCUGGGCCCCCCACCCCCUCACUGUUCUCCCCCUGCAGAGCCUGUGCGGAGGACCCCUGGGAGGAAAAGCCAGCUCCACACUGCCCAGGAUGAAGUCAGCCAUCCCAGCUGCCCCCGCUGGACCCCCCCCAGCCCUGCUGAUGAGCCUGACCUGGAACGAAUGAAACAGGAGCUGCUGGAGGAGGUGCGGAGAGAGCUGCAGAAGAUGAAGGAGGAGAUCAUUGAAGCAUUUGUGGUGGAGCUGCGGAAGCGGAGCGCGCGCCCUAGCCACCCCCCACACUGAAGAUGGGGGAGGCCCCCCCCUCCUUCCUCCCCAUCACCUCACACACACUCCCUCCCCUCAUUUCACCCCCCCACUGCCCUGGGGGAGGGGGGGCGGCUCUAGGCUGGACCUCCCCCCCCCGGGCUGUGCCUUACCGGCUGGGGGGGGCCCAGACAGCCCCCCUCCCACUGUGCCCCCCCCUCACCACCAGUUUGAGGACCCCUUUUUUUUAUAGUGGGAUGGGGGGGGGCAAAAGAGGGGUGCCCCCCCCUUUCCCCACCCCCGGGGUCGUUUUUUUAUGCCACUUUUGGGUUUUUUCACCUUUUUUUGCAAUUUUUUUUUUUUUUGGGGGGGGGGGGAGGGGUGUAUCAUGCCUCCAUCCCCUGCCCCCAAUAAAUACAGUUGUUUUGUACAUGA
Molecule: messenger RNA, 1562 nt
Organism: Falco peregrinus (peregrine falcon)
Lineage: Eukaryota; Metazoa; Chordata; Aves; Falconiformes; Falconidae
Product: vasodilator-stimulated phosphoprotein-like
Biological process (GO): axon guidance; actin cytoskeleton organization; positive regulation of actin filament polymerization
Molecular function (GO): profilin binding; SH3 domain binding
Source: RefSeq, a predicted model, not a curated record